AUUUCGUCUGCGCUGCUCCCCACGAAACAGGACUCAAGACGCGACGCGUCAAACUGGAACGCUACCGUUAUGACGCGACGCGACACAAAAAGUUAUGCAAGUAAAUACAUUGCAAUAACAAACUAGGAUUGCGUCAGUUUGUUGACUGUUUUAUUAAAAUGAGAGUUUUCUAGUUUUGUCGCGUCGCGUCAGUUUUGCGUCCCAUUGCGCCCCGUUUAGGUGUUUAUCAACGACGCGUCCUCUAAGGCCAGUUUUCAAAUGAGAUAAUUCGUCAUCCAAUGCUGACAGGCUGUUAGGACGUCAUGACAGCCGAGAAGUCGAUUCCCAUUAUAAAUGGAAAAGCAGACGACACGAUGGACCCGGAGACGUUAAACCCGAGCGCGGUGCGCAAGAAGGACAAGAAGAUUGUGAAUGAAAGAGGGCAGUGGAAUAAUAAGCUUGAGUUUAUACUGUCAGUGGCUGGAGAGAUUAUCGGCCUUGGCAAUGUAUGGAGAUUCCCAUAUCUGUGUUACAAGAACGGUGGAGGUGCUUUCUUUGUACCUUAUGUCAUUUUCUUCGUCUGCUGUGGCAUCCCGGUGUUUUUCCUGGAAACAGCUUUGGGUCAGUUCACUAGUGAAGGGGGCAUCACAUGUUGGCGAAAAGUCUGCCCACUCUUUGAAGGCAUUGGCUAUGCGACCCAAGUCAUUGAAGCCCAUCUAAAUGUUUAUUACGUGGUCAUAUUGGCCUGGGCUAUUUUCUACCUGUUCAACUGCUUCACGACAGAACUGCCCUGGGCAUCGUGUGGUCACUACUGGAACACGGAAAACUGUGUGGACUAUAACAAUGAAAGUAUUGCCAACCUUAGCAACCCAUACGCCACAUCACCUGUCAUAGAGUUUUGGGAGCGGCGUGUCCUUCGCAUAUCCUCUGGAAUCGAAGAAGUCGGCAGCCUUCGCUGGGAACUUGCGCUCUGUCUUGCGAUAGCCUGGAUCAUAUGUUAUUUCUGCAUUUGGAAAGGUCCCAAAUCAACAGGAAAGGUGGUGUAUGUCACUGCAACCUUCCCAUAUUUCAUGCUAUUGAUUCUUCUUCUUCGAGGAAUAACACUGCCAGGAGCUGCUAAUGGAAUUAAGUUCUACCUGUAUCCUGACAUGUCUCGUCUGUCAGACCCUCAGGUAUGGGUGGAUGCUGGGACUCAGAUAUUCUUCUCAUAUGCCAUAUGUUUGGGUUGCCUGACUGCUCUUGGCAGCUACAACAGCUAUAAUAACAACUGCUACAAGGACUGUAUCAUGCUGUGCUGUCUGAACAGUGGCACGAGUUUUGUGGCAGGAUUUGCCAUCUUCUCUGUGCUGGGAUUUAUGGCAUAUGAACAGAAUGUGCCAAUAGAGGCGGUGGCAGAGUCAGGUCCUGGUCUAGCAUUCAUAGCAUAUCCUAAAGCUGUGACCAUGAUGCCAUGGGCUCCACUCUGGGCCUGUCUCUUCUUUUUAAUGCUCAUCUUCCUUGGAUUGGACAGUCAGUUCGUAUGUGUGGAAAGUCUUGUGACGGCAAUCGUGGACAUGUAUCCUAAAACCUUCCGUGUGGGCUAUCGGAGAGAAAUGCUAAUCCUGGGCAUGUCGGUGGUCUCCUUCUUGCUAGGUCUAAUAAUGUUAACAGAGGGUGGCAUGUAUGUCUUCCAGCUCUUUGACUCAUAUGCAGCCAGUGGCAUGUGUCUGUUAUUUGUGGCCAUCUUUGAGUCCAUCUGUAUCGGCUGGGUCUAUGGUAGCGACAGAUUUUAUUUGAACAUUGAAGACAUGAUUGGAUUCAAGCCCAUCUUCUUCAUCAAAUGGUGCUGGAAGUUUUUCACUCCUGGCAUCUGCACUGGGAUCUUUCUGUUCUUCUUGAUCAAAUACAAGCCUCUGAAGUAUAAUAAUGUGUACACAUAUCCAGACUGGGGUUAUGGCAUCGGAUGGAUGAUGGCUCUGUCCUCAAUGGUGUGCAUCCCUGUGGGAAUCUUAUAUCAGAUCUGGAAAACGAAGGGAACCUUCCGUGAGAGAAUCAAAAAGCUGACCACGCCCAGCCCCGACCUGAAAAUGAGGGGCCGUCUCGGGUCCAGAGGUCCAUGUGCUAUCAAUGACGCUGAUGCCAAAAUGAGGGCGGAUGGCAAGAUCUCCACCAUCACAGAGAAGGAGACACAUUUCUAAACCCAAGACACGGACAUCACCGACACAAGACAUCGAAAAAUGAUGUUUGCCUUUAUUUUUAAAAAGAGAGAAACCUAUUAUCACAUUUGUAGUCUUGGUUGUUUUGCACAAACAGGUAACAUGUCACAAUUUAAUGUCAUGAUUGUAUGGGUAUCUAAAUCUAGAUGAGAAUGUCUUUACAUCGUGUCUCUCUUUGUCACGUUAGUCAAUUCUGUACCUCUAGAAAGACGGGCUGUAAAAUGGUUUUGCGCAUUGACUCUUGGCCCUGUGCGAAUUACUGUAGUGUACUUUUCUAAUGGGUAGAAAAUGUUUUGAGGACCACUCCAAAUGGUGGCUGUAUGUUUGUAGAUGAGGCUCAGUGUGUUGUCAAAUGUGCUGCAAAUCUCUGUCUAGCAGCUAGCAGGCGAGCGGGACGUAGCAAGCUCGUUCACUGCAGCGUCGAACGCGCCUCGAAUUCUGGCCCAUUUCACACCAAUUAAACAGAGUUUAAUUGAAGCUGACAGACCAAACACAGAUUAUGAUUUUUUUUUCAGAGUAGUGGUCCAGAGGGUGGACAGUACAUCACACUAUCACUGUGAUGUUUUUGUGAUGUUUAAAGGCAGUCUGAUGGUUAAAGAAAUGCAGAUGAAGAUUUGGUUUGCAUGUUGGGAAAGCAUCAAACGGAAAGUGCAUCCAAGAAUGAAAAUUCUGUAAUUUUCUAGUUCAAGUUUUUGGAUCUGUUACGU
Molecule: messenger RNA, 2881 nt
Organism: Misgurnus anguillicaudatus (oriental weatherfish)
Lineage: Eukaryota; Metazoa; Chordata; Actinopteri; Cypriniformes; Cobitidae
Gene: slc6a11b
Product: solute carrier family 6 member 11b
Biological process (GO): sodium ion transmembrane transport; nitrogen compound transport; amino acid transport
Cellular component (GO): plasma membrane; cell projection
Molecular function (GO): gamma-aminobutyric acid:sodium:chloride symporter activity
Source: RefSeq, a predicted model, not a curated record